GUCUUUAUCGUUGAGACGCUACAUUCUGGGGGUAUUGCACUGUUCGUGUUCCAUAUCCUCAGGACCCAUAGCGCCACGGAAGGGUUGGUCUUGAUGCUCGGACUGGCCACUCUUCCUUCUUUACUACAGCUGGUCUGUCGUCCAAGGAAAGAACAAUAUCGUCCAGUUGUUGUCAUACUAGACAUUCUUGCCUUUCUAGCUCAGGUUUCGGCAGUAAGCGUUUUGCCAAUCCGAAACAAUCUAACUAAAAACUAUUCGCAUGAUAUAUGGAUAAUUCCGCUUGCAAUGGUGCUUACGUCUUUUGGUUGGUGGGAGAAUUUCUUUACCGGUCAGGUCGGACUGAUUUCAAAAUGGUUGAAAAUACUCAAAAGGAAUAUAAGAAGAUCAAGGAGCAAGACGUAUGCUUUUGUGAGCCUUUGGAAAAUUGCAGUUACCGUUGCAGUAAUGAUUGGCAUUAUGGGAGCAGAUGGAAUCGAGGCUGUCAGACGACUUUUUGUACUAAGUGCUCAUGGAAAAAUGUGCCCGAGGGGAUUAAAUUACACGGAUCUAUCAGCUGAUGACAUACAUGGCGGCCACUGGCAUUGGAUGGACGUUUGGCUGGUUCAAAUGCUGACCUCAUUCCUCUGUUAUAUGUUCUCUAAGGUUGCAUGCAAAGUUCAUAUCCAGACCUUCUCAUUUGCGAUCCCGAUGCUGCUCACUACACCCCUCUGCUUUUGUCUCCUUCUCUUUGCCUGCCAAGUCCAAAGUGAUGAUCCGGGAUAUUUCGAGUCAAUAUUACCCAAGUAAGUCAUGAGACCAAUUUUACAAUUUUUCAUUCUGAACCCCCUCUUAACACUUGAAAUUUAGAAAAUCACGGAGUGAUAGAAUGUCCCCUCCUUUAACUCAUAUUUGGCUCGCCGAUAUAAUUCAC
Molecule: messenger RNA, 910 nt
Organism: Owenia fusiformis
Lineage: Eukaryota; Metazoa; Annelida; Polychaeta; Sabellida; Oweniidae
Source: the annotation of a GenBank genome assembly